CUCUUCUAUCCUCCUUUCUUUCCACAGGUCUUUUUGUAAUUCAUUCCUGACUGCAUGUUCUAUUAACAUUCCUCUAGUGUUUCAGGGUUUGUUUUGAAGCAGGACUGGCUGUUCUUCGUGUUUUCUCACUGAACUGUGAUUUAUUUUUUAUUGCUCUUCUUUAAUAUCUUUUCUGUUUGUAUCAUGGAACUUCUUGGUUUUAUCUGCUUGUCGUGUGUUUCCCUCAUUUUUUGUGUGGUGUUUGUGGUGGUGUUGUUGUUGAUGUGUUCCUUCCCGUGUGUUUUUGCCCCUGGUUUCUCGUCCUUCUUUCUGCAUACCUCUUCUCACACCCCUCUCCUCUGUCUGUCUGUCUGUCCAUUUUUGUGAUGUGACCCCCUCACCCCUAACUCCCCCCCUCCCAGAAGACAUGGACUCCCCCGGUCGGACAAACUCAGGUGCUAUGGAUGUUGAGGAGCGGACGCGGCAGAUGAAACUGAAGAUGAACAAGUACAAACAGGGAACAGGCUCAGACUCCAGACUGGAACAGGACUAUCACAAGCGUUCAGGCAGGGAUCCUCAGCGGGGAGAAAACCUCUCGGCCAAGUCUUCGGACAGUGAUGUUAGCGACGUGUCCGCUGUGUCGAGAACCAGCAGUGCGUCUCGAUUCAGCAGCAUGAGCUACAUCUCUGUCCAAUCAGAACGGCCGCGGGGCAGCCGCAAGAUCAGGCAAAUGGGAACGGCGGCCGGGGGCAACAUGACCAAGAGCACCAGCAUCGGCGGAGACAUGUGCAGUCUGGAGAAGACCGACGGCAGCCAGUCGGACACGGCCGUGAGCCUGGUGGGAACCGUUGACAAGAAACGGCGCUCCAGUAUCGGCGCCAAGAUGGCGGCAGUCGUGGGUUUGAGCCGAAAGAGCCGCAGCGCAUCGCAGCUCGGCCAGACAGAAGCAGGAGGAAAGAAGCUGCGCAGCACUAUCCAGAGGAGCACGGAGACGGGACUGGCUGUAGAGAUGAGAAGCAGAAUGACCCGGCAGGCCAGCCGGGAAUCCACUGACGGCAGCAUGAACAGCUACAGCUCAGAGGGAAACCUCAUUUUCCCCGGAGUGAGACUCUCUUCUGACAGUCAGUUCAGUGAUUUCCUGGAUGGACUUGGCCCCGCCCAGCUUGUGGGGAGACAGACAUUAGCCACACCCCCUAUGGGUGACAUUCAGAUCGGGAUGGUGGAAAAGAAAGGAGCUCUAGAGGUAGAGAUCAUCCGAGCCAGAGGCCUUGUGGGAAAAUCAGGUUCUAAGGCACUGCCAGCCCCUUACGUAAAGGUGUAUCUACUGGAGAACGGCGCCUGCAUAGCCAAGAAGAAAACUAAAGUAGCACGAAAAACACUGGACCCUCUUUACCAGCAGCAGCUGUCGUUCGAAGAGACCCCAGGAGGAAAGGUUUUACAGAUCAUUGUGUGGGGAGAUUAUGGACGUAUGGACCACAAAUCCUUCAUGGGAGCCGCUCAGAUACUUUUAGAUGAUCUGGACUUGUCCAACAUGGUUAUUGGCUGGUUCAAGCUUUUUCCUCCCUCUUCAUUGGUCGACUCAACCUUGGCCCCGUUGACCAGAAGAGCUUCCCAGUCAUCUCUCGACAGUGGGUCUGGGCCGUUCGGACGCUCGUAGCAGUUUUCUGAAAUCUAGCGUUAUUGUAGCAGCCAUUGGGUGGAGUUUGAGAUUUGCGACAGGUCCCGCCCCCACGGUAACACUGCAUGCUUGAUGUUGUGUGUUCAGAGCUUGUUUCUUAGGGGUGAAAAAAGCGGUCGCAAAAAAAUGCUGCACAAAUUGUGUGCAAAAAGAGCAACCCCUAUAGGGCAGGGACGAGACAAAGCUGGAAAAUUGUCUCCUUAGCUUGAGGAACGUCACCAUUCCUGCUUUUAGAUCCUAUUUGAAGCCAUUUGAGAUGAGUCUGAACUGAGAACUGACCCAUCGAGUUCUUCAGAAGCCCUUUUUGAAAUGGGGUGAAAUGUUCUUUUCAACUUUCUUUUCCCAUUUAUGUUUCUUUUAAUGUUGUAUGUAUUUGUAUCUACAUGGGCUAACAGUGUUCCUUGGGUCAAGCCAUGCCAACAGACCCAGAAAUGUACACACAAAACAAGAAUAUGACAUGGGAAUGAACACCUCACUCCCCAGUCAACCGAGAGAUGAAAUGUAUAGGCUUGAUUUCUCUUUUAAGAUCAAAUUGAAGUACUGUACUUCUCUUGAUACCGUAUGAAACCUAAACAAGAAAUAAUGAGGUUUUUUUGUUGCAUGGAGAAAACUUUAGCUGAACCUAACAAUAAAAGUGGAUAGAAGAUAAUUUUCUCAGACUGCUACUUGCAACAAAAAAAAAAGAUGACAAGAAAAAAAAAGAAAAAUGUGUCAGAUCAGCCAUUUUCAACAAUUUCUAUUAUUUGUAAAGAUAAAUUUCGCUAGUGCAUGAUUUUCAUGGGGAGUGAAUGCUACCGUGUGAUUUAAAAAACAAAACAGAAACAAACCAUGAAACCUUGUUUUGUGUCCUGUAGACCGUUCAUUGGUCUCUCUACUGUAUUUUUACAGACAAGCAGAUAAAUGACAAGUUGAACAUUUUAUUUACAGUGAGAAAUCUGUUCAUGUGACAAAUAUGUAAAAAAAAAAAAAAUGUCUAUGAUUUAUUAUUGUAAAGGCGUAAGCCUUAUGAAGCUAAAGAUGAUGUGCAAAUUGUACGUUUCUCUACUUCUCCCUUGUCCCAGGGUAAACUCUCUGUACUUAUCGUUUCGGUCGUCACAUUUUUCAUUGUUCCAGUACUUUUAGAAUUUUAAUUUUCAGGGCUUGUUCGUUUCCUACAGCUCUUCUAGUUUUAAUCUAUAUAUUGUUUUGGAGUUCGCUCGUUUAAAAAGCAUGUUGAAAAGGGUUUUUGGCAACAUGGCUUGGGCACAUCUUACUGUAACUCAGCAUGUUUUGAUAAAGACGAUAUUUGGAGAGAAAAGAAAAAGCGGUUUGUUGUACAGUGCAUGUCGACGGCGAUCCUCUCUCCCCCUUCACCCUCAAUUGGAUUUUAGUGAAAAUUAGGCAGUGGUCUCACACGGACUAGAAGGGCAAAAUUCCGAAUGAACAUUCCACCCUGUAAGUUCAUACUUUGACAAAUUUAAGGGAAAAACGUGACCAGGGAUUUUUAUAUCUUUACGGAAAUAUGAGCUGCAGUAUUCCUGACAAAAGAGCCCAAAAGUUCACAAGGUCUUUUUACCGGAGACGGCUGCAGCUCGCUGACUUUCGCAGUAUUGUGCUGUACAGUUUUCCGAGCAUGAUGCUGUCUGCAGAGUAAUGCACAUCGGGACGAUGAUAUUUGCCACACAAUAUAACUGGUUUUUAUUUCUUCGUUUCAAGGAAGCAAGUCAUUUAAUAUAUUUUUGU
Messenger RNA from Carassius auratus (goldfish), 3379 nucleotides. Its product is annotated as regulating synaptic membrane exocytosis protein 2-like. NCBI's taxonomy places the organism in Eukaryota, Metazoa, Chordata, Actinopteri, Cypriniformes, Cyprinidae. Gene Ontology annotation, molecular function: transmembrane transporter binding; small GTPase binding. Gene Ontology annotation, biological process: calcium ion-regulated exocytosis of neurotransmitter; regulation of synaptic plasticity; regulation of synaptic vesicle exocytosis. Gene Ontology annotation, cellular component: presynaptic membrane; cytoskeleton of presynaptic active zone. The transcript is spliced from 9 exons. The record is from RefSeq and is a predicted model, not a curated record. The coding region runs from base 407 to 1636 and encodes 409 amino acids.